This is a messenger RNA of Cantharellus anzutake, 2832 nucleotides long. Its product is annotated as alpha-mannosidase. NCBI's taxonomy places the organism in Eukaryota, Fungi, Basidiomycota, Agaricomycetes, Cantharellales, Hydnaceae. Gene Ontology annotation, molecular function: mannosyl-oligosaccharide 1,2-alpha-mannosidase activity; calcium ion binding. The transcript is spliced from 19 exons. The record is from RefSeq and is a predicted model, not a curated record. Gene Ontology annotation, cellular component: endoplasmic reticulum; membrane. Gene Ontology annotation, biological process: carbohydrate metabolic process; endoplasmic reticulum mannose trimming; mannose trimming involved in glycoprotein ERAD pathway. The coding region runs from base 1 to 2832 and encodes 943 amino acids.
AUGAGAUGGAGUAUUUCCGCAUUCUGUCUCUCUCUUUUGACACUUAGUGUUUCUGGUUCUGUGCACGAAUCUCGUUCACGUGGAUGGACGACCGAACGCAAGUUGGAGGCUCGCGAGCUCACUAGAUCAUUAUGGAAUCAUGGGUUUGAUUCAUACAUGCACCAUGCUUUCCCUCUUGACGAACUGAAGCCACUGACAUGCACGGGUCAGGGGCCAGACUGGUUUGACCCAACCGCCAUCCAUUUCAACGAUGUUCUUGCAAACUGUUCUGUCACCUUGAUCGAUAACCUGGACUCCUUCUUAAUCCUCAAUAAUCGUACUGGAUUUAACAACGCUGUCUGGAACACAAUUUCUCAUGUAUCGUUUGACGUGGAUACCAAACCUCAAGUAUUCGAGACAACCAUAAGGGUGCUAGGAGGACUCCUCAGUGCUCACAUAUUUAGUGUUGAGCCUAAUUAUGGAUUUGCAAUACCUGGAUAUGAUAAUCAACUCCUCUCACUGGCCUACGAUUUGGGAGAAAGGCUGCUGCAGGCCUUCGAUACACCUACAGGAAUCCCAUAUGCUAGGGUAAAUCUUCGAAGAGGCGUUCCGGCGGGAGAAACCACCGAGACUUGCUCUGCUGGUGCAGGUUCAUUGCUGUUAGAAUUUACAACAUUGAGUCGGCUGACUGGGGACCCGAGAUUUGAGGAUGCAGCUGUUAAAUCUUUUUUUGCAAUAUGGAAUCGUCGUUCACAAUUGGACCUCAUCGGAAACACUAUUGAUCUUAUAUCAGGUAGAUGGCUUAAUCCCGGAAAUAGCGGUAUCGGGGCUGGUAUCGAUUCUUUUUAUGAAUAUGCCUUGAAGAUGUACGUGCUUACGGGGGAAAACCGUUAUUUGGACGUCUGGAAUGACUCGUACGGACCACUUAUGAAACACUCCAGAGGGGCGGAUGGUUUCUGGUAUCGUACGGUUUCUAUGGAGACCGGAGAGUUGGCUACCACUUGGAUUGAUUCGCUAGGAGCAUUUUGGCCUGGUCUCCAGGUGCUAGCCGGCGACGUAGAGAGUGCGAUUAAAUCCCACAUGGCAUAUUGGAACCUAUGGAAGCGUUUUAGCGGAAUGCCUGAAACGUUUAACGUCAUGACACGUGAAGGCAUCAGCUUGGGGUACCCCCUACGACCGGAAUUCAUUGAAAGCACGUACUUCUUGUACCGAGCGACACGGGACUCAUUUUAUCUAGAUGUUGGAGCCCGUAUUCUUGAGGAUUUUAUUCGCCGAACGAAGGUACCCUGUGGAUUGGCGACCGUCUCUAAUGUUUUGACUGGAGCACAUGAAGAUCGGAUGGAGUCUUUUGCCCUCUCCGAAUCGUUGAAAGCGAGUUAUCUUUACCUUCUUUUCGACGAGGAUAAUAUGUUCAACAAGGAUUUUCGUAAUUUUGUUUUCACUACAGAAGGACACGUCUUGUUCCUCGAUAAUAUGUAUUUCCGUCAACCUCCCCCCAUUCAACCUGCACUUCACCGUUCUUCACACUCGAUAUGCCCGGCAUACAGUCCUCCCCUCGUCACGUUCUCACGCCAAGGUGGCUCUCAUUUGGGAGACCUCGGAGGUCUCAUAGGAUCCGUGCGCGAACGACCCGAUUUCGAAUAUGCAAGAUUAUUGGCUGGUAUCGUUGUUUCUCCUGAUGCUUAUGAUAAGUUGUCUUGGAGCAAGACUUCGGGGGACAAAAAUCCAUUCGCUGUGAUCGCAGAGGAGGAUAAGGCGUGGUGGGAUGAGAAUGGAUGGUGUGAAGUUCCAAGGGUCGAGGAGUACGUACACGAAUGGAUUCUCUCAUCUGAUGGAGGCCUUGUUUCAGAAGAUCGCUUCCCUGGGCCAGAUAAAAUUCGCAAAGUCGUCGAUGGAUAUGAGGUUCUUAACAUCACUGGAAUUCGAACGCAAGUGACAGCUCGCAUCGAUCGAACAGCGUAUGACAUUACUCGACUUGGACAGUAUCGCGUUUAUACUGGACAGAAAGUUUAUAUUAGCGAUCCAAUCAUCCUCAGGACCCUACGGAGAAGUGAAGCUUCGCCAAAAUCAUUUCGACGAUUCGGACUUCCAGAUAUCAUCCUUUACUUUUCUUUUGCGCCCUCUCUCACCUCUUCUCAUUGGCCUUCUAACUUUCAAGCGCCACUCCGAAGCGCCAAUGCCGGGUUCAACGAAAGUUUUGUCUUUGACGCUCUGGCCGCUACGGCUAGUUUUGGAGGAAAUCCAUCGGAGUCAGCAUCGGGUGAAACGUCACAGCAGACGCGGAUGACGAUGCCGGAUCCCCUUAUCUUUAGCGCCGACUCGCCGUUUAAUGGUGCCGUACGUGUUGUUCCUCAUCUCUUACCCGUCGUCGUCUUCAUCCGACGAGGGGAAUGCGCUUUUCUUCAAAAACUCAUCCUAGCUAAAAAGGCGCACUUUGCCGGGGUGAUCAUGGAUGCAGACGAUGGAGAGUUAAUCAAUCCUAGCAUAGAUAAAUCAGAUGAGGAAUUGGCUAGGAGGGAACUUUGGGAUGUGAGCAUUGUGGUGGUUGGUCGGGAUGAUGGAAGCGUUAUGGAUGAAAUGUUGGGCGUCGCGGAGGAGAGGAGUGUGAAUGCGAACGACGGCGAGGGGUGGGACGUAAUCGUGGAAGUCAAGAGAGUCGAGGACGUUAUCAAACAGGAUGAAAACACCACGGGGAAGAAGAAGAAGAAAGUGAAUGAUGGUGAUGAUGGUGAUGACGAUGAUGGAGGGAAGAAGAAGGCUCAUGAGUCUGGUUCUGCGAAUUCAACACCACCACCUCCCGUUCAGUUAUACAUCAAUGGGCUUGCUUUACGGAAUACGAUAGUCCUUCGAUAA